Ogataea angusta is the source of this 1008-nucleotide messenger RNA. RefSeq lists its product as uncharacterized. NCBI's taxonomy places the organism in Eukaryota, Fungi, Ascomycota, Pichiomycetes, Pichiales, Pichiaceae. Gene Ontology annotation, biological process: regulation of cell cycle. The record is from RefSeq and is a predicted model, not a curated record. Gene Ontology annotation, cellular component: nucleus. The transcript has a single exon. The coding region runs from base 1 to 1008 and encodes 335 amino acids.
AUGCCCAGCGUCACCAAAAGCAAGGAGGACGUCAAGCAGCUUCUUCGGUCGCUGGACGAGGCGAUCGCGGCUUGGAAGCCGCUGUUGACUGUGGAGCCGCAAGACGAGCCGUCUCUGAAAUCGUCUCAAGUGACAAACCCUUUGGAGGAACUGAGUAAGCUAGGCCAGUUAAUUCAUGCACACACCACCAAAGUCGGGAUUGUCUACAGGCCUCCCAUCUCCCCAGAAAACUUCCAUGCCUGUUUUGUUGAGGUUGAAAGCGUCACCAGAAGCCUGGUUAUGCUUGUGAGCCUGUGUUCUCAGCUAAUUGCAGAGAAAAAGAAGUACUCGACAUUAUAUAUUCAAAAAGUGCUGGACGAGAUUCACACCUUGCUUGGGACAUUUUCUGUGCUAAGCAACGAGCUCUCAGGGCUGCUGGAUAUACAGGACGGCGAUGCUGACAACACAAGACUGGUUUCAGUGGGGAAAAUAUGGGAGAUCUGCGAUAAUCUCUCGUCUCUGGUCCGUUUGGGAGCGAGCGGAGUGUUGCGCGCCAAGUUCAAGGAGUCCGUCACGCUGCUUGCAGACGGGCUGGAAGAAUACGAGGAAUGGCUGGAAUCUCCAAGCGCGGACAACGGCAACUUCUUCGGGGAGAGCGAGGACGAGGACGAGACAGAGCAGACAGAGGUCGAUGCUGUUCUGGUUUCGUACGGCUCUCAGUGGGUGCAGAAAUUGAAGUUAGUCAAGUUGCUGUUUACGAGUAUGGACAAGAACAUCGGCAAAACACAACACACAGAAAGUAUAUCGUCCAAACUCGACAGAAUGAACUCAGAAAGGCUGGAGAUUGGUCUCCUGGUAGACGAGUUUAUCUCUGCUAUUAUUUACGAUCUGGACCAAACGGCGGCCCAGAAGUAUGCAUCGCAACUAACCAAAGCUUGCAUGUCUCUGACAGAAGUCGUCUCCCAGUUGGAACCCAAAAAGGUGAAAUGGUUUGACACCUGGAAAACGAAAUUCCUGGAAAAUAUAUAA